AAAUGACCUCCCCACGAUUUAUUUGAAAUGCGAAUGAAAUAAGAACGUGGGGGGUGUAAUAUGCAAAAAAUUGGGGAGUACGGUAACGAAGAGGAAGCCACGAAAUUGGACGAAUGUUUCAAGGAGACUUUAACUCGCGCCAGACCUCACGUUCUCGCGUUAACGACCACCGAAUCCGCCCAAUUGUGCAAAGUCUGGUUAAAUAAAUUAAACGCCACUACUGCGCAACGUCGCCUAAGGAACGAAUACCUCAUAGAAUUAUGCAGACAACUGAAGACGGGUCAAAUUGGUGGAAUUUUUAGCAGGCCACCUCCCAAUGGACUCCUUCUACCAUUACCUAAGUCCUGCCAUACGAUCUCUAUUAGCUCGUCGAUGAGCGACAUGUCAGAUCAUCCGACGAGACUCUAUCACACUUGCCACAAGGCAAGCGCGAGAUACCUUCAUAAUCAUCAACGUAGCAGAUCCUACCUGAGACACCGUUCAUCCGACAUCGCGAGUGCGAGACACGGUUUCAGACUAUCACCAACUCAUCGUACUCACGAUCACAGUACAGCGAAAGAAACAUGAUUAAUAAGAGCAAUA
Molecule: messenger RNA, 582 nt
Organism: Ceratina calcarata
Lineage: Eukaryota; Metazoa; Arthropoda; Insecta; Hymenoptera; Apidae
Exons: 2
Coding region: 61-567 (168 amino acids)
Source: RefSeq, a predicted model, not a curated record